AUGUCAUCCCAGCGAAACAUGCUGCUCCUCAGCAUUUUAGGUCUGGUUUCUUGUGCCGUAGGUCUGAAAGUAUCUACUGGAUACCACAUUGUGCACAAUGAGCAGCCGCAAUCCCACUCUCAAUUUGGAUCCAACUAUCAUGGAUUUCGGUAUCUGCAAGGAUCAGCUCCAUAUUUAAUAGGAAAUGCAUUGCCUUUGGAUACUUCGCCGGCGCCACAAAACCCUUUCCUUCCAGUUUCGGGUCCUCAAGCUCCGAUGCCAGCACGGGUGCCAUGUGCUAAUCCUCCGGCGGUGUGUGAGAAAUCUGCCUAUCGAACGAUGGAUGGCUCCUGUAAUCAUCUGGAGCAACCAGGGCUGGGUGUGCCCAAUACUAAGUAUGGACGAUUGCUGAGUGCCAAAUACGCCGACGGAAUAUCGGCUCCUACCCGAUCUGUAACUGGGGAUGAGCUGCCCAGUGCACGUCUGGUAUCUCUGGUGGUGUUCGGCGAAAAGGAAGUUGCUGAUCCGGAAUACACGCUCCACAAUAUGCAGUGGGGACAGAUUAUGACACACGACAUGAGCAUGCAGGCGGGCGGAACUCAAUCUAAGAAACAUCCCACUCGCUGUUGUACCGAUGAUGGUCGUCUGAUAGGCUUGGACACUGCACAUAGAACCUGCUUUGCUAUCAUCGUGCCUCCGCAUGAUCCGGCUUACUCUCAAGUUGGUACGGAAUGUCUUAACUUUGUUCGCACGGUGACAGAUCGCGACUCCAACUGCCAGUAUUCGGGUGGACCGGCGGAGCAGCUAACUGUGGUCACCUCCUAUCUGGACCUUUCCCUAGUCUAUGGCAAUUCAAUGCAACAGAAUAGCGAAAUUCGUGAGUUCCAAGGAGGCCGCAUGAUUGUUGAGGAGCGCAAUGGAGCCAAGUGGUUGCCGUUAUCAAGAAACGUGACCGGCGACUGUGAUGCCGUUGAUCCCAACGAGGUCUGCUACAGAGCUGGGGAUGUACGUGUUAACCAGAAUCCCGGACUGGCCAUCUUGCAGACCGUGUUGCUCCGUGAGCACAACCGCAUUGCCGAUGUUCUCUCUGCACUAAAUCCUCACUUUGAUGAUCGCACGCUCUUCCAGGAAGCACGCAAGAUCAAUAUUGCUCAGUACCAGCAUAUAAGCUACUAUGAAUGGUUGCCAAUUUUCCUGGGAGGUGAGAAUAUGUUGAAGAACCGCCUGAUAUACAAGGCACCCGGAGGAAGCUAUGUGAAUGACUAUGACACAAAAAUUGAUCCGAGUGUUCUAAAUGAGCACGCUACAGCCGCAUUUAGAUACUUCCAUUCUCAAAUCGAGGGUAGAUUGGAUCUUCUAUCCGAACUACGUGCAGUUCUUGGCUCACUGACCCUUAGUGACUGGUUCAAUCGUCCUGGUAUUAUUGAAGUCGGCGAUAACUUUGAUUCCCUCACUAGAGGUCACGCCACACAACCAGAAGAAUUGACGGACAUAAACUUUGACAAGCAGAUUAAACAUUUCUUAUUUAGACGCAAUAUGCCAUUUGGUUCAGAUUUGCGAUCUUUGGAUAUUCAACGGAAUCGUGAUCAUGGACUUGCUUCCUAUAAUGAUAUGCGAGAAUUCUGCGGUCUAAGUCGAGCACAUUCUUGGGAGGGAUAUGGCGAUCUGAUCAGUCCGGAAACACUAGGCAAACUGAAGUCCCUCUAUGAUAGCCAUGAAGAUGUGGACCUAACAGUUGGUGCCUCAUUAGAGUCACAUGUUGCCGGUUCUUUGGCAGGUCCAACUUUCCUUUGCAUCCUUACGGAACAGUUUUACAGAACCCGUGUCGGUGAUCGUUUCUUCUUUGAAAAUGGCGACAAGCUUACUGGUUUUACUCCAGACCAAUUGGUGGAGCUACGUAAAGCAAGCAUGGCGCGUUUACUCUGCGAUAAUGGAAACAAUAUUGCUUCUAUGCAGCCUGCUGCUUUCAGAACGGUCUCGGGAUCGAACCCUGUGGUGCCAUGCUCCAACAUUCCGCAAGUUGACCUUACCAAGUGGAUUGAUCAAGCUCAACAUGCCCCCGCAGAUCAUUCGAUUCUGUUUGGAAAGAAAUGAUCAUUUUCAAGAUGUACACAUGCGGAUCUGUCAAUAACUAGUUCAAAAUAUAAUAACAUUUAGUAUAAUCAGUUUAACAAUUGUCAAAUAGAAUUCCAUGUAUUAUAUUGCCCAUUUUGAUGUACAUAAAAUCAUAAUCAGUAUAUAAGAAAA
This is a messenger RNA of Drosophila innubila, 2226 nucleotides long. Its product is annotated as peroxidase. Lineage: Eukaryota; Metazoa; Arthropoda; Insecta; Diptera; Drosophilidae. The transcript has 8 exons. The coding region runs from base 1 to 2073 and encodes 690 amino acids. The record is from RefSeq and is a predicted model, not a curated record. Gene Ontology annotation, molecular function: peroxidase activity; heme binding. Gene Ontology annotation, biological process: response to oxidative stress.